AUGUCCAUGGUCCAAGGGGUGGUGGGGUCGAACCACGGUGUGGACACGCGUGUGGGCGGCUCUAACACGCGUGUUCUUGGCGUGUCCUCCCUUGUAGUGACCUCGGCGGUGGUGGGGGACACGCGUGUGGUCGGUGGCAUGGACUGUGAGCCCCAUUCGCAACCAUGGCAAGUGGCCAUCUUGGACAUGUACAAGCUCUACUGCGGUGGUGUCCUGGUGGACAAGGAGUGGGUGGUGACGGCGGCUCAUUGCACCACACCAGGGAUCACCAGUGUCCACAUGGGCAAACACAACCUGUACACGCGCGAGAGCGGGGAGGUGCAGAAGAUGGUGCAGAAGAUGGUGGCUCACCCCAGCUACGACCCCACCACCAAGGACAACGACAUCAUGAUGAUGAAGCUCCUGACGCCCGUCACCGUCACUGAAAGGAUCAAGCCCAUCUCGGUGGCCUCCUGCCUGCCCCAGCCUGGGACCACCUGCACCACGUCGGGAUGGGGAGCCACGACCUCCCCUGAAGGUACCCAAGUGGCUCCAGAGGCUCUUAUGGAGGGCUUGGAGGUUCUUAUGGAGGUCUUGGAGGGCUUGGAGGUUCUUAUGGAGGUCUUGGGGAUUGUUAUGGAGGGGAUGAAGGUUCUUAUGGAGGUCUUGGAGGUUCUUAUGGAGGUCUUGGAGGUUCUUACGGAGGCGAUGGAGGUUCUUAUGGAGGUCUUGGAGGUUCUUGUGGAGAUCUUGGAGGUUCUUAUGGAGGUCUUGGAGGUUCUUAUGGAGGGGAUAAAGGUUCUUAUGGAGGGGAUGAAGGUUCUUAUGGAGGUCUUGGAGGUUCUUACGGAGGGGAUGGAGGUUCUUAUGGAGGGGAUGGAGGUCUUCAUGGAGGGGAUGGAGGUUCUCAUGGAG
Messenger RNA from Nestor notabilis (Kea), 894 nucleotides. Its product is annotated as kallikrein-7-like. The transcript has 3 exons. Gene Ontology annotation, biological process: proteolysis. NCBI's taxonomy places the organism in Eukaryota, Metazoa, Chordata, Aves, Psittaciformes, Psittacidae. Gene Ontology annotation, molecular function: serine-type endopeptidase activity. The annotation marks the transcript as partial. The record is from RefSeq and is a predicted model, not a curated record.